Messenger RNA from Dentiscutata erythropus, 690 nucleotides. The record is from the annotation of a GenBank genome assembly. Lineage: Eukaryota; Fungi; Glomeromycota; Glomeromycetes; Diversisporales; Gigasporaceae.
AUGUCCACGGAGUUGACUGAACUCACCCGUAAAUACCUCCAAGUCUUUCCAUACAGCCUUUGGUCUGCCGAAAGUUGCUAUUCGGCCGUCGCGUUUAGCAACAGCUAUUCUAGCGAUCAGAUUUUUGAGUCCUUCUAUAGAUCGCUAGAAGAAUUAAAAGAAAAUUUGGACCCGGAUUCGGAGGCCAACAAAAAGUUCAAGAAACUUCUUGAUUUCAAAAAGAUGGACAAGAAGAGGGUGGAAAGACUUCUAACCGACCCAAAAGUAGAAGAGGUAGAAGAAGUCGCCGCCUCUCCUACAAAAAAACGAUUACUCGACGACGAUGUGGCUUCGUCAGCUAGCCUUCUUGAGAAGGAGCUACCAUAUUCCAUUACGAGGUCUGAGGCUUAUAAAGGAGAUGGUGACAUGUUCCCGCAUUCAUCGUUAUCAGUAAGUGGAGCCAGUAUUGGUUUGCUUUAUUUAUUUUCACAGUUGAUGCUAGCUAGCUUGUAUUGUUUUAUUAAUCGAGAGUAUUUCAUUCGUUUUAAGACUCUAGACCAACUGCUAAAUAAUCGAUAUCUUAAACCAGAGAUCACCUUAUUUUAUAUUCUUUCAAUUUUGAAAGCUUCUGAGAGGCGUCCAUCAUCGGGGUUGCAAGACUUUAUAUUUCUACUAACGUCUAUUUUGCAAAAUGUUACUGCUAUGAUGUGA